AUGCCAGGUAUCAAAAACACAUGCUCAGAACCGGUGCAAACCAAUUCGGAGGUCACGCAACCAUCAAGGACAACGACGUCAUCUUCUUAUGCCAUAUGCAUGGACGAUAUUCCUCCAGCAGUCCCAUCGGUCCACAACAUGCUAGACAAACAAAAAGUGUGGUUAGUGGGGUCCUCAAUACUGAAGCAUGCUCAAUUAGAAGCAUUUUUAAGACCUGGAGGUCUUCACCUGAACUUGAAAAGGCUAAAUAUUUCAUUAUGGUGGCAGGGGUACAGUGGCCUGAAAUUGUCUCAAGUAGAGCAGAAGCUUAAAACCCUUGCAAAGGUGGGUCCUGCACCUAAUGUCAUUUUAAUACACUGUGGGGGAAAUGACUUAGGGGAGACUUCUAUUAGAAAACUCAGGCUAGUUUGCAUGAAGCUUUUUCAAUUUAUUCAAACCAACUUCCCACAUUCUAAGGUCAUUUGGUCUUGCAUCCUUCCACGCAUACAAUGGCGUUAUUCUCAAAACUCUCGUGCUAUAGAAUCACAACGUAAACGCCUUAAUUCUUGUGCAUCCAGGUUAGCCUUGCGGUAUGACGGCGCAAUUAUCCGCCAUCCUGAUAUAAAGCGUGACUCCUUGUUUUUCUGUGAUGGAGUACACUUGUCAAAAUUGGCUAAUGCUGUUUUCCUAAAUACUCUUCAGGGGGGUCUUGAGGCUAUCUUAACAAAAGGGCAUGCUUGUUAUCCGGCUUAGCAAGCUUACCCUAGGGCACGGUUGUAAGUUAAAUCC
Magallana angulata is the source of this 768-nucleotide messenger RNA. RefSeq lists its product as uncharacterized. The transcript is spliced from 3 exons. The coding region runs from base 1 to 732 and encodes 243 amino acids. Lineage: Eukaryota; Metazoa; Mollusca; Bivalvia; Ostreida; Ostreidae. The record is from RefSeq and is a predicted model, not a curated record.